This is a messenger RNA of Verticillium alfalfae VaMs.102, 624 nucleotides long. RefSeq names its product ADP-ribose pyrophosphatase. The transcript has a single exon. NCBI's taxonomy places the organism in Eukaryota, Fungi, Ascomycota, Sordariomycetes, Glomerellales, Plectosphaerellaceae. Gene Ontology annotation, biological process: ribose phosphate metabolic process; nucleoside phosphate metabolic process. Gene Ontology annotation, molecular function: ADP-ribose diphosphatase activity. Gene Ontology annotation, cellular component: nucleus. The coding region runs from base 1 to 624 and encodes 207 amino acids. The record is from RefSeq and is a predicted model, not a curated record.
AUGUCACAAAAAACGCAAGAGCCCGUCAUCACCAAGAUCUCUGACCUCGCCACGGCUGACGCCCGCUGGGUGACGUUGAAAAAGCUCGACUACGUUGAUCAGGUCGGCAAGUCGCGCUCCUGGGAGGUCGCCACGCGCAAGACGACGAGCAAGGCAGGCAUCGACGCCGUCGCCAUGGGCAACAUCCUCCUCCACCCGUCCAAGCCGGCCUCUACCAUGCUCGUCAUUCAGUACCGGCCGCCCCUCGACUCUUACACUGUCGAAUGGCCGGCUGGCCUCGUCGACGCCGACGAGACGGCCGAGCAGGCCGCCGUCCGCGAGUUCAAGGAGGAGACGGGCUACGAGUGCAAGGUCCUCAGCGUCAGCCCGCCGCAGGCGGCCGAUCCCGGUAUGACCAACGCCAACAUGCAGAUGGUCAUGGUUGAGGUCCAGCUCAAGGACGGUGAGCCGGAGCCGGAGCAGCGCCUGGACGACGGCGAGCACAUUCAGCGGGUGGUCGUACCUCUGGCGGAGCUCUACGACAGACUGGUCGAAUACUCCAAGCAGGACCGUAUGAUUGUCGCGGCUAAGCUGUUUCACUUCGCCGCUGGCAUGAACUUUAUGAAGACGCAGAAGUACUUUUGA